GGGGCCCGGAGCAGGCGUUUAAAGAUGGCGGCGGCGCCGAGCGGGGCACGGCGGUGCUGAGGCGGCCGCGCUCGGCCUCGCUCGCGGCCCCGGCACAGGAGCGGCGGCACCGCAGGAGCGGGGAUGGCUCAGGUUGAAAGAAGAAAAGGAGACCUGCUUGUCCAAUGAAGAUGCAGUCUUAGUCUUCAGCUAUUUAAGCUGAAUGCAUUGUGAUUUCCAAUAAUUGAGACAGUGAUUCUGAAAGCUGUCUACAUUAAUGAAAAGAACAAUGUAGUCAGCUUAACUGAAUCAUCAGUGUUGCAUAUUGACUAGAACACGAUAACCCCAUCCUGAUGGACUCGUGCAUGUUAGGAGGAUAGACAUAAACAUUUACUAAAGCGUUGGUUUGUUCUUUUUAAAAGCCAGUAGUUUUAAAAAUGGAGACCUGUGAAAGUGUGCCACCCCUCCCCAAAGAACCUGCGAGAGAGAUGAAUGCGGAGAACCCCAGUUGUCCCCCACCUCUGCCGCCCAGCGAACAGCCUCCACCACCUCCCCUGCAAACGUCCAGUGACGCAGAGGUAAUGGACGUUGGCUCUGGUGGUGAUGGACAGUCAGAUAGCCCCGCUGGGGACACGCACAGUCUCUGCAGAACUCAGCUGCUCACUAAGGGAUCCGCCUGCUACAAAAGCCGUCUCAUCGUAGACCCCGCCAGCGGGGAGCAGAGCCCGAGGACGGCCCGCCACGCACCCGCAGUCCGCAAGUUCACCCCGGAUCUGAAGCUGCUGAAGGACGUGAAGAUUAGUGUUAGCUUUACUGAGAGCUGCAAGAGCAAGGACAGGAAAGUUCUGUACACUGGAGUUGAGCAGGAUUAUAAGGCAGAUGCAGAGUUUGGUGUUAAUAAUGUCAAUGGGGAUUUGCAUGUUUGUCCUUUCGGUGGUAGCAAUGGUAAAGCUGUAGGAAUAGGGGGUGACAGUGAUGACAAGAAGGAUGAUGAAAAUGAUAUUGAUCAGGAAAAGAGAGUGGAAUAUGCAGUUCUGGAUGAGCUAGAAGACUUUACCGACAAUUUGAUGGAAAUAGAUGAAGAAGGAGGAGGGUUCACAUCUAAAGCAAUCGUUCAAAGAGAUAAAGUGGAUGAAGAAACCUUGAAUUUCUCAUAUGAGGAUGACUUUGAUAAUGAUGUGGAUGCUCUGCUGGAAGAGGGUCUUCGAGCACCCAAAACAAGGAGACUAGAUAAUGAGAAAUACGGUGGGGAAAGUGAUCACCAGUCUGAUGGAGAAACAAGUGUGCAGCCAAUGAUGACCAAAAUUAAAACUGUCCUGAAGAGUCGUGGCCGCCCUCCUACAGAGCCUUUGCCGGAUGGAUGGAUCAUGACAUUCCAUAACUCGGGCAUUCCUGUAUAUCUGCACAGAGAAUCCAGAGUUGUUACCUGGUCUAGACCUUAUUUCUUGGGAACAGGAAGCAUAAGGAAACAUGAUCCUCCCCUUAGUAGCAUUCCUUGCUUUCAUUACAAAAAAAUGAAGGAAAAUGAGGAGAGGGAACAAAACAAUGACAUAACCCCAAAUGGGGAGGUAUCACCUGUAAAGCACCUCGAUAAAUCCUCAGAACUGGACUGCCAGACAGAAGAGCCAGAUUCCACUGCUGCUGACUCUGGGCCUUUAGAUGACAAAGACCCCUCGGGGGGAGAUGCAGCACAAGGAGCCUUGGGACAAGUUAAGGCCAAAGUUGAAGUGUGUAAAGAUGAAUCUGUAGACCUGGAGGAUUUCCGGCGCUACCUGGAGAAGCGCUUUGACUUCGAGCAGGUGACGGUGAAGAAGUUCCGCACGUGGGCCGAGCGGCGCCAGUUCAACCGCGAGAUGAAGCGCAAGCAGGCCGAGUCCGAGCGGCCCAUCCUGCCUGCCAACCAGAAACUCAUCACCCUGUCUGUGCAGGAUGCACCCAUCAAGAAAGAGUUUGUCAUUAAUCCCAACGGGAAGUCUGAAGUUUGCAUCCUGCAUGAGUAUAUGCAACGAGUCCUGAAGGUUCGCCCUGUUUACAAUUUCUUUGAAUGUGAGAACCCAAGUGAACCUUUUGGAGCCUCAGUUAUUAUUGAUGGAGUCACUUAUGGGGCAGGAACUGCCAGCAGCAAAAAACUUGCCAAGAAUAAAGCUGCUCGAGCUACACUGGAAAUCCUUAUUCCCGACUUUGUUAAACAGACCUCUGAGGAGAAGCCCAAAGACAGUCAAGAACUUGAGUAUUUUAACCAUAUCAGUAUUGAGGACUCACGGGUAUAUGAACUCACCAGUAAAGCUGGACUCCUGUCUCCAUAUCAGAUUCUCCAUGAGUGCCUUAAAAGAAACCACGGAAUGGGUGACACAUCCAUCAAGUUUGAAGUGAUUCCUGGGAAAAAUCAGAAGAGUGAAUAUGUGAUGACGUGCGGGAAGCACACGGUGCGAGGCUGGUGCAAAAAUAAGAGAGUGGGGAAGCAAUUGGCUUCCCAGAAAAUCCUGCAGCUCCUGCACCCACAUGUGAAGAACUGGGGCUCUCUCCUGCGGAUGUACGGGAGGGAGAACAGCAAGCUGGUUAAACAGGAAACCUCUGAUAGAAGUGUGAUAGAACUUCAGCAGUAUGCCAAAAAGAACAAGCCAAAUCUGCACAUCCUGAACAAGUUACAGGAAGAAAUGAAAAAACUGGCACAGGAAAGAGAGGAAACACGGAAGAAACCCAAGAUGACAAUAGUGGAAUCUGCUCAGCCUGGGAGUGAACCUCUCUGCACUGUUGAUGUGUGAGGAGAAAAUGCAAGUGGGGAGCAAUAACACAAAUGGAGGAACUAGAUUUUCAACAAUUAUUUCAAAAUUGUUUGCUGCAGAAUGCAAGAUAACUUUUAAAAUCCAAGCUGCUUCAGUUAUGCAUUGUUCUUUUUGCAUCAUCAGGGCAAUAUUACUUUUUCCUAGUUUCUUUUUCUUUGGUUAGUUUUUUUUCCUUUUUUAAUACCUCUGAGAUAUGUACCUUUAAAGGAUUGAUCAUAAAGGUCUCUUACUUGGCAGAUGCACAGAGGAGACAGGCAUGUUCACACAGGAGAAAAUCAAUCAAGCACUUUUUCCUGGGAAGCCAUCCAUGUUGUUGGAAUGGAUGUAUUUUAAGUAUGAAAUUCAGAAUAUCUAUGUACAGGUUGAAGCUGAUAUUAUAUAUAUACACAUUCAUAUAUAUGUAUAUAUAAAAGAAAUAUAUGUACAUCUUCUUGUAUGAACAUGCCUAAAACUAUUUUUGUGAAAAGUUUUGUUGCAUUUCAGCACAUAAUAAUAUGCACUGAUAAGACACUUUGGUGACAAAUACAGGAAAGUGAUGAGCAAUGUUCCUAAUGCCAUAGGAUUAGGCCAGUAAUGCUGUUUUUGUUUUGCUUCUUGUCUCCUGCCAGGCUUAGUUAUUUGAGAUCACAGGGCGCAGACUUUUUUACUACUUGAACAAGUACACCUGGUAGUGUUUAGAGUAACAGGUUGGAUAUUCAAAAUGACUGGGGUUUGUUUUAAAUGAGAAGAGCCUGUGUUAGUUUACAGAUCACUUGAACAGGGAAAGAAUGGCCCUGGUUACACGAUUAAAACAAAAACUGUAAUUUGGAAGGCUGUUUUCAAAGCUUGGAGCCAAAACGCAGCUGAUGAUGGUUGAUAGUCUGAACAUACUUUGCCAAUGAUGUGUUUAAAGACUUUCCACUCCCUUCUCCCAGCAAUAAAACAAUUUCUCAUUUGUUUGGUGUCAGAUUACAUCUGACUCGAUCAAUUAAGUCUUAAUUAAUUUGCACCAUAAAAGCAAUGAAUUUCGAAAAGAAUCAACACAACCCUAAAAUCUGAAAUAACUGCAGCAAUUUAGGGUUUUUUAAGAAGCUUUUUGUUCUUACUUUUUUUUUUAAUUGCAUUUUUAGUUUUUAAAGAAAAUGUGUAACUUCUGCGAAUUAGAAUGUAGAGUUGGGUUAUGCCAUAGAGUAAUGAGUAGAAUGAGACCAUGAGGGGCUGUGCUCACCAGUGAGGAAGUCACAGAUGUGCAGGUGGCGUUGUCAGCUGCAGUGCUGGCAGGGGCAGCCCAGGAGGAGCUGUGGCUGCAGUGGCAGUGACAGCACCACUGGCAGGGGUUGUUCUGCAGGGGGUUUCUGUGGCCCUGCUCUGGGUCUGCUCUGGAACUGGUGUGUGUUGGCUCUUCUCAGUGACUGCAGGGGCUGCUCUGCUCUGUCCUCGCUCCCCUGCUCCUGGCAGUGAACGAGCACCUGCUGCAGCUCCUGCUGCUUCCCUGGACAGGGCCCUGGGGCUUGAGGGCUUCUUUGGUUUGGUUUUUCUUUUGGUUUUUGGUGUGGGGUUUUUGAUUUCCCGUGUUCCGUAGAGAGCGCUGCAGUAUAUUGAAUUUAGUGCCUACUGGAUUUGAGCAAUGUUGGCAUCAGUAUUGUAAGACCUCCUUUUACAUCCUGCAUUCCUUUGGAUUUUAAUUUAUAUUUCAAGCUGAUGUUCUCUAACGUGUUGCUUAUGAUGUUUGAGGUUAAACAGGAGGAGCCUUGGAGUCCCACCUGUUUCUGUGUUUGAGUGAUACCCUCGGAGGUCUCUGCAAAUACAAAUCCACCCAUUUUUUAUUAUUGUAUUUAGCUUUUUAGUUCCACGAGUUGUAAUCCUGGUACAACAGGAUACGGGUAGUUGAAGACUAUACAUAAACUUAUUAUUUAAAGAAGUGGCCUGUCUUAAAAAAAAGAAACAAAAAAACACUGCCUCUGCUUUUUUUUGUAUAGCUUUAAUAAAUCUCCAUCUUUUGAAGGGUAUAUAAUAUUGGUGCAGUAGUGACAAGCAGUGAGUGCUGUUUGUCUCUUUGUUUUUAUUGGAUUUUUUUUUUUGUUUAUUUUCCUAAAGACAGGGCUUAUAUCUUCUAUGCCUAAAUGUAUUACUCUUCUAGAUAGGUUUUAUUUCAGCUUCUAUGUUUUCAGCAGAAAAAUCUGUACUUGGAUGGCACUGUAAAAGACAAAUCACCCGUGUAGAUCUUUUUAUUUUUCUGAAACCAGAAUGUCAAUGCAUUUGCAGGUCACCUGCAGAAUAUCCACAGAUGCCUCGCUUACCAAUUUGUUUUCAUUAAUUUUGAGAGGAUUGCUGUAUUACCUCACUCUGCCACUAUCAGAUUCCCAAGGUGACCAUUGCCCUUAAUAAACACCCAGAGAUUUCAUUGUGAACCAAAGCCUAGAACGAAUAUUAUGCAUUCUAAACAAAAACAAAGCAACGCGAUGGUAUCAGACCUUGCUGCAGCCUUUAACUGGAGAGAUGUCCAGGAACCCGCAAUAACUGCUGGAACAAACAACGGAACUGCUGUGUGUGUCAGUGUGGGUGUUCUUGUGUUUAAUGUUUACUAUUGUUUGGAGUGUAACAGUCUUGCAUUUGCACAUAAGCACGAGCUGCUGUGAUAGAGGAUAGAUCAUUGCAUUAACUUCAGCUUCUGCAUGAACACUUACAGUGUGAUUCCAGAUGUAUCCUAAACUUGUCUUGUAACUCUUGUGUGUUUUCUAGGUAAUCGGCUGUAAAGGUUUAGAUCUGAUUGUAUGAAUGCAUAAACAACUGCUGCUUUUGUCACUGAUACUCGUUAUUUAUCCCUUCUAUAUCCAGAGGAAGAUGGGUAUUUUUAUAGGGAUGGAGUGUAUUUUUAAGAACUGUUCCAUCCUUUGGGGAUUAGUUGGUUUUGCUUUGCAUAUUCUGUGCUUCUUGACAAAAGUGUGGUUUAUUGACUUUAAGGAUUCAAUUAGUGUGCAUUCGAAUCUUCAUGGUACUGACAGAAAACUUACUGUGACUUGCAGUGACUAGUCAGAUGCUACCUACUGAAACACCAGUCAUCAGCUUUUUUACGUAUUUAUUAGACAAAACUGAUGAAUUAGUUGGGUACUCAGAAGUUUGGAAAGACUAUUAUGCAUAAACUUAACUGUUGUAUGUAAACUUCCAUUCUCCUGUGAUGCUGUUAGGCUUUAUACAAAUAUAUUUGUAACAUCCAAGUAUUUAAAAGCAUCAUGAUUAUCUUAUUAAUUCUCUGAACUGUACUUUGGUCCUGGAGUGAAGUUCAGGAAGUGAUAUCCUCCUAACUUUCCGUGGGAAGGAAUGUGAAGUGCAAGAAGCCAUGCUGUUAUUAACCAAAUAAAAUUAUCAGUUACAGUAUUCCAGUGUGAUUCUGAGGAGGUGGGAAAACAAAACAAAACAGUCCAUCCUUGCUGCCCAAGCAGGUAACAAUGGUUGCUCUUUGAGUUGUGGUGGGUGCAGUUGCUUGAUGCCAGUGCUAAAUUGGUACAACUAUAAAGCCUCAUUUUCACUGAGCCUCUGCUUGCUUUUUUUCUGCACAAUCAUGUAAUCCUCUGUGUUUGGUCUUUGAGUACUACAUGUGUAUUUUUCAGACAAUUAGUUUUGAGCAAUAAAGUUUGAUAUUAUAAA
Messenger RNA from Myiozetetes cayanensis, 6392 nucleotides. It is a transcript of the gene DGCR8, whose product is annotated as DGCR8 microprocessor complex subunit. The record is from RefSeq and is a predicted model, not a curated record. Gene Ontology annotation, cellular component: microprocessor complex. Gene Ontology annotation, molecular function: heme binding; identical protein binding; primary miRNA binding. Gene Ontology annotation, biological process: primary miRNA processing. The transcript is spliced from 14 exons. Bases 417 to 2744 code for a protein of 775 amino acids. Lineage: Eukaryota; Metazoa; Chordata; Aves; Passeriformes; Tyrannidae.